UCAUACUUCAUCUUUAAAUUUUUUAGUCAGUUGCUUUUGGCCUUGCCAGUUUCUUUUAAUUCUUUUGUUGAUUUCGCCAUUAAAUAAUAGAAAUAAAUUGUUCGUGGGGUUGCAGCGGUUGCAGUUUUGAUCAGCAUAAAUAUUUACAUGUGCUCACAAAAAUCAGGUUACUGAGGAAAAUAGAGCCACUGCUUAUCAAGAACACCAGGUAUGGCGAGCACCUGUGAGCUGCCUCGCAGUGAAAAUAUCCCCGUGGAUUCAGAUGUGCCCACAAAUGCAGGAGACACCUCAAACACUAGCGACACCAGCACCAGUGAUACAAGUUCGAGUACCACACUGACUGCAGCUCAGCGGGCUCGUAUUGAGCGCCAGCGGCAGAAGGCACGCGCUCUGCACGACGCGCGACUUAUUAAACUUCAUCCUGCUGUAAAAGAAGCGGUAUCCUCUUCAGUAGCUGGCACCCGCGCGCGCGACACAGGCGGAGGCUUCCUUCUAGAAGAAGACGAGCCGGAGACCAAGAUCAAGAAGGUACAAGCGCCAGCCCCAGUGGUCCAUGAGAGUGAGCAGCCACACUGCUUGGAGUGUGACAAACCAUUCCCCAUGUCAUACCUGUUUGACACGUUCGACUACAGUGUGUGUGAUGAGUGCAAGAAUGAUGAAACCCACUCGCUGAUAACCCGAACGGAGGCCAAGACGGAGUUCCUGCUGAAAGACUGCGACCUCGACAAGCGACCGCCACCGCUGCGCUGUAUAAGACGUCGCAAUCCACACAAGGCUCACUACAGCGACAUGCGGCUCUAUCUGCGGGCUCAGGUUGAGGCACGCGCGCUAGAAGUCUGGGGCAGCGAGGAAGCCCUAGAGGCCGAACACGAGGCGCGCGAAAAACGCCGCGAAAAAGCUCAAGAGACCAGCACGAAGCGGAAACUGCGCGAACUUCGCAUGGCGGCCCGUUCGUCGCUCUUCGACGGGAGGAAGGCCACACACGGACAUACGCAUGAGUGGGGGGAGGAGACAUAUGAUGAAGACAGUGAUAGUUAUAGUAGAGUGUGUAAGACGUGCGGACAUACUGAGAAUUAUGAGAAAAUGUAGGUUUUAAUAGUUGCAGUGUUAUAAUCUCUUGCCCAGAACACAAAACUUAACAAUACAAAUGCAAUUAUGGAAGGGCGGCUAGAGGUAGUUAAAGUAGUCACAGUUUUCUUACGACAAAACUAUGAAAUCGGAUAUUAGAAUAUUGUGUAUUAACUAGCGUCUAUCGGAUUCAAAGGCUUGGUGGAACAGCGCUAAAUAUCUAAACAGGUAGGCAAAACAUUUGUUUUAUAUUUGUUUGUUUAAAAUUUAAUCUAUCAAACUUCGGUGCUUAAGUUUGGUUUUCCACUGAGGCGGAUUUGAGUAAAGAUGAAACUCUUCUCAACUCGCCCUCAGUGGAAAAGCAGCCUUAGUAAAUAAAUAUUUCUAAUUUAAAGAUCUAGACAAGAUUACAAAUCAGUGUUGUUCUUUUUUAAAUUUUGAAGAAUAAUGUGUACAAAAACUGCCAUUGUUAUAAAUUAUAAUCAUAAUAAUUAGUAAAUUAACUGAAUGAUAUGUCUCAUUUUACCUAUGUAACAUAAUCAUGGAUCUGUCUACUUCUUUUUUUUUCUACCUCGUAGUUAUAAGUAUUAAGUAUAGUUAGUUUUAUUCUUGUAGUUUUGAAUUUUACAUCAAUAUGAAAAUUGCCCAAGUGAAAUGCAACCUUAUGCGGAAUUAUGAAAGUUGCUAUUAGAUUUUCUCGCCGGCGAGUUAUGUAAUAAGCUAAAAUAUUAAGUGCAACUAAGUUAUCUUUAGCAGUGUUUAUAAAUUAGUUUGGAGUAUUUUUAUCAGCAAUAAUGUGUUAUUAUGUUGGCCAGUGAAUAACAGUAAAUAAAUAUG
Molecule: messenger RNA, 1905 nt
Organism: Cydia strobilella
Lineage: Eukaryota; Metazoa; Arthropoda; Insecta; Lepidoptera; Tortricidae
Gene: Xpac
Product: DNA repair protein complementing XP-A cells homolog
Exons: 5
Coding region: 211-1089 (292 amino acids)
Biological process (GO): nucleotide-excision repair involved in interstrand cross-link repair; base-excision repair; UV-damage excision repair
Cellular component (GO): nucleotide-excision repair factor 1 complex
Molecular function (GO): damaged DNA binding
Source: RefSeq, a predicted model, not a curated record